Physella acuta is the source of this 524-nucleotide messenger RNA. RefSeq lists its product as uncharacterized. NCBI's taxonomy places the organism in Eukaryota, Metazoa, Mollusca, Gastropoda, Physidae. The record is from RefSeq and is a predicted model, not a curated record.
CAACUAUCAGUGAACCAAGCCAAAUGAAACUUGUAAACAAUGAGUGAAUAUAAACUUCAAGAUCUAUCCUAACAUUUUCUUAUACUUUUAAAUCAUCAUUCGUAAACACAAACAAGAAAAAAAAAAUGGCCCCGCCUUCCAAACAGGCAAAUAAGAUGCGUGCUGACGAUCCAGUGGCUCCUGGCCACAUGAUCCUCGUCAUCACGAACAUCUCCGUCUGGGCUGAGUACUUACUGAGCGAGCACCUCUUCCUGAGCAAUGUACUCAGUGCCGGGGUCAUCCAAGGCCUUGCGGAAGUGACGGCGCAGACGAUAGGUCAGAUCGAGGGCAACAAAGCUGAGUGGAGAUACGACUUCAAACGUUCUCGUCACUCUAUGCUGGUGGGGUGUGUCCUGGGUGGAUUCAGCCACUUCUGGUACAAACACCAUCGAUUACUACCUUCCGGGUCGGACUGUAGAUAUCGUUUUCAAGAAAACAGUCCUGGAUCAAAUCCUUAGGCUGCCAGUAUACGAACUGAUACACCU